Messenger RNA from Malassezia globosa CBS 7966, 1461 nucleotides. RefSeq lists its product as uncharacterized. The coding region runs from base 1 to 1461 and encodes 486 amino acids. The transcript has a single exon. The record is from RefSeq and is a predicted model, not a curated record. Gene Ontology annotation, biological process: attachment of GPI anchor to protein. Lineage: Eukaryota; Fungi; Basidiomycota; Malasseziomycetes; Malasseziales; Malasseziaceae. Gene Ontology annotation, cellular component: GPI-anchor transamidase complex.
AUGCCGGGCACAGGCGGGGACGAUGCAGUUGCCAGUGGCGCAGAAAUCUGGGCUCUCAUGUCCAAUGUGACUGAUAUGUGGCCGCGCUGGCGCGUUCUUACUUCUGCGUUGGCCAGUGUUUCGUGUGCGUCGUUGGAUGGUAUCGAUGAUACCACAACAAUUGUGCCGAAGCAUUCGUACUUUGACACUCAGGCGACUAUGUUGCAUGCUUACCUACCAUCAGAGAGUAUGUGCACAGAAAACAUGACGCCUCUACUAAAGCUGCUUCCGUGCAAGGGUGGUGCAGGGCUUGCCAGCUUGAUCAAGCCUCACGCGAUACUGAGUGCGGAGUUUCAUGGCGUCUCGCUGCAUGUGCGUCGCACCCGAGACCGUGCAUGGGAUGUAUCUGUUCGCUUUCAGGCAGUGAUGCGGCCUGCAUUGCUGGGUGAUACGCGUUGGACACUUGACAAGCUAUUCAGGGCACACCUUGAGACUACAUGCCCAGUGGCUAGGUCCAGCGAGAUUCACGUCCAGAGUGAAUCAGUACCUGAACCGCCAGUGGGGGCAGCUGGCUCCAUGAAGAGUCUUAGCGAGUCUCACAGUGGUAGAAGCUCGUCUAGUAACGAUGAUUUUGAUACCACCUAUGGUGCCGACAAUGUGGACGACGGCUUCAGCGACCUCGGCGAGGAAGAUGAUGACGACGAAGUAGUCAAGCCUUUGGUUUACACGGUGCCGAUGCAUACGUAUAUGUACGAUGCGCGCUCGCUUGAUGCGUAUGGAGGAGUUCUGAACAUCUCGUUCCUAUCGAAGGCCUCAAGUCCUUUGGUUCGUCCGCCGCCCCUUCGCGCGUCUCGGCAGCUGUUGGGCUACGGACAAGAGCGGAAUUCCGUGCGUCUCACGCUACGGAAUGACUUGACAACAGAGACCGUGCAUAUGUUGUACUACGAGCAUAUACCUUGGACUGUGCUUCCCUUGUUGCACACGUUGCGAGCAGAUGUCGAAGUGGAUGAAUAUGAUGAUGCGGAUGGGACGGUGCGGUUCACUGAUGAUGUGAGUCGGCCGUUUGUUGUGAAUGCAACGUACAAGCCAUCGAAAGUACGUAAGACGAUGGGGUCUCUUGAGCUUGUGCUGCGUGUACCUUCUUCCAGCACACUCACGGUAUCGUACGUGCUGCGGAAACACAUGCUACAUUACGAUGAACACAUUCCUGAUCCACAUCGCGGAAUGGAUUUGCCGCCUGCGCUGUUUAUGCCGCUCGGUGCUCGCGGUCGUGCGUGGUCUGAGACACACAAGCACUGGCCGGUGUCCUACGUGCAGGCGCCGCGUCUGUACUCGACGCCAGGCUUGCUGGAUAUGAUCUUGCCAGACUUUUCCAUGCCAUACAAUGUAAUUCUUUUCUACUCUACAUUUGCUGCAAUGUUUUUCGGAACGGUGCUAAAUCAAAUGCUCAGAAGGUACAGAGAUGUGUAUCGCUUGAAAUAA